AUGUGCCUCUGGAGAAGAUCUCAGAAUUUGUGUCAAAUAGCAGUUUCAAUUAACCUUGAAUAUGAAGAAUUUGCUCGUAAAGCAUUCACCUUGAAUAUGAAGUUCAAGAACGCUGCAAACUCUGAGAUUACGGUUGAGAUUUGCAUUAGUGGAGCAUGGGUGGUGGGAGGUGAUUGGAAUACUGUGCUUCUGCUGAAUGACAGGGUUGGUUCUACCAUUACAUUUGAGGAGGAACAGAAAAACUCUGGGUCAUUCUUUACAUGGUCAAACAAGCAAGAGGGAGAUGAGAAAAAAAUUGUUGCUAAACCUAAACCAUUUAGGUUUUUUAACAUGUGGGUGAAAGCUGAUAGGUUUCUAGAUAGAGUUCAAGAGGUGUGGCAGGAAGAUAUUCAGGGUGUCCCCAUGUUCAGAAUUGUGAAGAAAUUGAAGAAGUUGAAAGGUUCCUUGAAAGAGUUGAAUAAGGAAAAAAAUUUAGACAUAGAGAAGAGAGCUGAUGAAUCAUAUCAUAAGUUGAUUCAAAUUCAGCAGCAGGUGCAUUUGGAUCCUUCAAAUCAGGCACUAUAUGUACUAGAAGAUGUAGCUAAGCAAGAUUACAUUGCUUUGAACAAAGCAAGGCUAAACUUCCUGCAUCAGAAAGUGAAGCUUGAGUGGCUGAAGAAAGGAGACUCAAACACUAGAUAUUUUCAUGUUGCUCUCAAACAAAGAAGAAAUCAGAAUAAAGUUUCUAGAAUUAGGAACUUAGAUGGAGUUUGGAUGGAAGAAACAUGA
Beta vulgaris subsp. vulgaris (sugar beet) is the source of this 768-nucleotide messenger RNA. RefSeq lists its product as uncharacterized. The transcript has 5 exons. Lineage: Eukaryota; Viridiplantae; Streptophyta; Magnoliopsida; Caryophyllales; Amaranthaceae. Bases 1 to 768 code for a protein of 255 amino acids. The record is from RefSeq and is a predicted model, not a curated record.